Messenger RNA from Echinococcus granulosus, 885 nucleotides. RefSeq lists its product as hypothetical. Lineage: Eukaryota; Metazoa; Platyhelminthes; Cestoda; Cyclophyllidea; Taeniidae. The record is from RefSeq and is a predicted model, not a curated record. The transcript has 6 exons. Bases 1 to 885 code for a protein of 294 amino acids.
AUGAAUGAGUUAAUAGCCGAGUGUAUGAUUGGUACAUCUUUUCUUCCCUUCGCGAAAUGUCAUUUCUCCCCAUUAGUACUAACUGCGAAGCGUAUUGUGCAACACGAACUCACAAUCUGCUUACGAGAUAACGUAUAUCAGGCUCAUGCCAUCUGCAACAGAAGUCUGCUUACCUCAAAAACCUUAUCAAUGAAAAAUUUCAAAAGCUCUGUAUUUGAAAAGUCGCAUUUGUCAAUCCUAAAUGUCUCGCUGUAUGAAGGCUCAUCCCCAAUUUUGUGUCAUUUUCUGUUGAAUUUGUCGUCCGCAACUCAAUCAAGUUUUGAUUAUGUCAAACUUCGUCGCUGCUCACUCGCAACAAACGCUUUGGCUCAUCCUUAUCCAUUACUUUGGUUUCGGCUUGCAUCUCUCAUAGGGCUGAACGCCCUUCUAGAGUACAUUCGUCUCUGGGAAGAGAACUUUUUAUUCCAAUCAUCUGCCGACCCACUACAAAUCCGUUCAGCACCAGCCACACGUACCUCAUCCCUUGGUGGUUAUUUUUUUAAAAUAGUUAUUCGAAAGGCAGAUGGAAUAGUGAGCUCUAAUGAGAAUAAAGCCGGAAUUUUAGAGUUUUUACUGAAGAAGGAAGGAACAAAUGUUAAGGAAUGCGAACUGAAUUUUCUUCGACUUAGUUCUUUGGAUAAAUUAGAUAUUAGAGAGAAUUACGAGUUUAUUAAACAAGCUUUCAAAAUUGCAAGUCUUAUCAACGAAUAUCACUCGCGUUUGUCGCCAAUCGUUUCUUUCAAAAGUGUUUUAAGUGACCAAACUUCAGAGUGUAAUAGACUGGCAUUACAUCCGCCAAGCACCAACCGUCACAAUGUAUUCCAUUCUAUUACAAUGAAAUUCUAA